UUCAACAUUGAAGCAAACAAAAUGUCAUGCUGUGUGUUGAUGAAAGUCAGAAGUUUGGGCAGUAUUUCUCGCCAGUCCCUUUGUAAACACCUUUGCACAAGAGCUGCAAAACAUGAAGACAACAAUAGUAAGGGUUCCAAUGCUCCCAAAACAAAUGCUGAUAUUAGAGCUGCAAGGAAUCACAUGUUUUCUGAGGAAAAGAAAAGACAAUUGUCACUAAUCCGACGAGUUGAGAAGAUAAAAGUAGAAUACUAUGGAAUACCAGAAAGUUGUACGCUUUGGAUGAACAAAGACCUGUCCAGUCCAUAUAACUGUGCCAUGCACAUGAAGUCUAACAUCAAAGCCCUGGCAGCCCUAGCUGUGGUGAAUGGAGAAGUAUGGGACAUGCAUCGGCCCUUGGAGUCAGAGUGUUCUCUGCAAUUCCUUAAAUUCAGAGACAAUGAUCCAGAAUUGCUAAACAAGGCAUUCUGGAGAACAGGUUCAUUUUUGAUUGGCUACAUCUUUGACCGUGCAUUUAAAGACAGCCACAGAGUAAAUGUGAUACGAUUUCCUAGUAACCCUGUUGUUGAAGAUGGCUACUUCUGCUGUGACCUUGACCUAGGAAGUAUGAAUUCUUGGCAGCCAUUACCUGAUGAGAUGAGAGCAUUGUCAAUGUUGGGGACCAGUCUUGCCAAAGAGGACUCGGUAUUUGAGAGACUGGAGGUGGAUGAAAAGUUGGCUUUAGAAAUGUUUAAAGACAAUGAGUACAAGUGUGAUCAGAUACCCGCCAUUGCCAAGUCUUCAGCAACAGGAUCUAAGGUCACUCUGUACCGAUUCAGAGAUUAUGUGGACUUAACAUCAGGACCUCUUGUAGCCAGCUCCCUCUUCAUUUCCCAGUACAACAUUGUCAAGAUGUUUCCUAUGAAGUGUUCUGUAAAUGGGGACAUCGUCCGAGUUCAGGGAAUAGCUCUGCCUCCGGAAUUACAGCACACAGGCAGGGUAUGCUGAUAUGUGCUUUUCCGUCUGUCCAUCACACGAGUAGUUGUUUUCUGACUUCUCCCUGCGCUUACAGUUUCAGCAGAAUGAUCUCCAUUGGAUGGAAUUCUUAAUUCAACAGACUUUUUCUGGCUUGCCUGGACACACUGAUUUAUAGUGUGAAGUUGUACAAUAUUGAUGGCUACAGGUCCUUCUGGUUGAUUUCCUAUAGAGUUAUGUCCCUUGGAUUAGUACACAAUCAUAAUUUCCCCUACUUUGAUUUUCUGUGAGAUAAAGAGCUGACAAGUUGCAGGACUAGUUUGUGAUGGUACCAGUUGACUCCCGGCACAAUGAUGACAUUUGGACUUUGUAUGGAAUUGAGUUUUCCUUACAGUCUUUUAGCUACUUGUAUAUGCUUUAUAUAAAAUUAAUGAGCUGACAUUUCAGAGUGUGCAGUUGUACUGUAUAUAUAUUAGUGAGGUAAAAGGUGAAGUUUACAUUUUGUUCCCAUUGACUUACACUUAUACUUCAGAGCAUUGUUACAGCCUUUGGCCUUUGACAUUUUAUGGAUUUCAGCUUUUUAACAUACACUAUAUAUACAUUUUGUACAGUCUACAGAUAUUGAACUGAGUUUAAUUGUAUAGAUGUUUUUAUGGACCUGUUGUACAUGUAUAUGACUCUUGUUCUAUAUU
Ostrea edulis (European flat oyster) is the source of this 1646-nucleotide messenger RNA. Its product is annotated as 39S ribosomal protein L39, mitochondrial-like. Bases 22 to 987 code for a protein of 321 amino acids. Gene Ontology annotation, cellular component: mitochondrion. Gene Ontology annotation, molecular function: threonine-tRNA ligase activity; nucleotide binding. The record is from RefSeq and is a predicted model, not a curated record. Gene Ontology annotation, biological process: threonyl-tRNA aminoacylation. NCBI's taxonomy places the organism in Eukaryota, Metazoa, Mollusca, Bivalvia, Ostreida, Ostreidae. The transcript has 8 exons.